GAACAGCGUCGCCAUCCUCGUCGCAGCCAAGGAAAUGUCGCACAAAAACCCCCAACUCUUGUUCGUCAACAAGAGCGCAAAGCUACCUUUGUCGACGGUCUUGUCGACUCCGCCGCUCAAAUGGUAGAAGUCAUUUGGCCCUUGUCAGUCGCUAAUCACAAGCCUCAUUCUGGUGGCGUCUUGUCCUUGCGCAGGUACAUUGAGGAGACACUCCGCAGAUCUAGAACAAGCUACUCUACCUUGCAGGUGGCUUUGUACUAUCUUGUCCUGAUCAUGCCUUGUGUCCCCAAGUCUGAUUUUACCAUGCAGCAGUCGGUCGAUUCGUCGUCGGUUCGUGCCCUGCAAUGCGGUCGUCGCAUGUUCCUCGCCGCUCUUAUUCUCGCCUCAAAAUAUCUGCAAGACCGCAAUUAUUCUGCCAAAGCAUGGAGCAAGAUGUCGGGACUCAAGGUCGCUGAGAUCAACCUCAACGAACGUACCUUCCUCGAGGCUGUCAAUUGGAAGCUACACCUCCCAGAACCGCUUUUCAAGCGUUGGACUGAAGUGGUUCUGCGCUACACCCCUGGCCAGGCACCUCAACCAGCUGAAGGGAGCGAAUGCAACGGCUCAUUUGACGAUGGGGAAUCCUUGACAUGGAAGGACAUUAUUCCCAAACUCACUCCAGAUUUGGAUUUUGUU
Molecule: messenger RNA, 675 nt
Organism: Aureobasidium namibiae CBS 147.97
Lineage: Eukaryota; Fungi; Ascomycota; Dothideomycetes; Dothideales; Saccotheciaceae
Exons: 2
Biological process (GO): regulation of cyclin-dependent protein serine/threonine kinase activity
Cellular component (GO): nucleus; cyclin-dependent protein kinase holoenzyme complex
Molecular function (GO): cyclin-dependent protein serine/threonine kinase regulator activity; protein kinase binding
Source: RefSeq, a predicted model, not a curated record